AUGUCUCUGUGUGGCACUUCAAAAAACGGUGCUUCGUUUGGACGUUCAAAACCGCUUCAACGCAAGGUGGUUGUAUGUGGGGAUGGAGCCUGCGGCAAAACGUCCCUGUUGAACGUGUUUACUCGAGGGUUCUUCACGCAAGUCUAUGAACCAACAGUAUUCGAGAACUACGUUCACGACUUGAUGGUCGAUGACCAGUUGGUGGAGCUGAGUUUAUGGGACACUGCAGGCCAGGAAGAAUUCGACCGACUACGCUCACUAUCCUACGCCGAAACACAUGUGGUCAUGAUUUGCUUCUCGGUGGACAAUCCGACAUCAUUAGAGAACGUUGAAUCCAAGUGGCUAGACGAGAUUCUUGAAUAUUGUCCAGGGGUUAAGCUUGUUCUAGUUGCUCUGAAAUGUGACCUUCGAGAAGACAAGGCGGUGAAGGAACGGUUACAGCGGUAUGGAUCGCAUACAGUGCAGUAUGAAGAGGGGCUCGCUGUUGCGCGGCGGAUACGAGCAUCACGGUAUCUAGAAUGCAGCUCCAAGCAUAACCGCGGCGUCUCAGAAGUCUUCCACGAAGCAGCGCGCGUGUCAUUAGGAACCCGACCGAGAGGACGCAGCUCGUCGUGUUUGAUAAUGUGAAAAAUCCUUUUCUUCGCGCAUUCCAUUUCGUUGUCUAGGGUAUCGGCCCUUCCGAGCGCUCGAGACGUUGUCAUAACAUGCACCUCAUAUUUCAAACGAAUACCAAUCAGCCAGUCCAACACUUGAUACCCGCCAUCUCCACCCGACCCCGACCAGGCUGAACGGUUUCAACUGUUCAGCGGCAUCAUCAUAUCAUCGCCGCCGCCGCCCUUUCCUUGAUCAAAACCUUGAA
Molecule: messenger RNA, 859 nt
Organism: Coprinopsis cinerea okayama7#130
Lineage: Eukaryota; Fungi; Basidiomycota; Agaricomycetes; Agaricales; Psathyrellaceae
Product: GTP-binding protein Rho3
Exons: 9
Coding region: 1-627 (208 amino acids)
Biological process (GO): small GTPase-mediated signal transduction
Molecular function (GO): GTP binding; GTPase activity
Source: RefSeq, a predicted model, not a curated record